Guyanagaster necrorhizus is the source of this 960-nucleotide messenger RNA. RefSeq lists its product as uncharacterized. The transcript has 4 exons. Lineage: Eukaryota; Fungi; Basidiomycota; Agaricomycetes; Agaricales; Physalacriaceae. The record is from RefSeq and is a predicted model, not a curated record. Bases 146 to 919 code for a protein of 257 amino acids.
GAAGACCUUUGAAGACUAUAUCGAGACCUGUCUGCAAGCUACCAACAUCAUUUCUCCGGUCGAUUUUCAAGCGCUUGCUGAUGUGGACCAGGACGUGGUCAUCGAUAUUUUAGAGGCUGCUGUCAUCAACUUGAACGUGUCCUUCAUGUGUGUGCCGGUUGCCAUAUGUGACUGCUGGGACGCUGUUUUUGAACUUUUCCGUGCCGUGGAAAGACAGCUUGGGCAGGAUUCUCACUACAUGCACUACCUGAGAAUUACAGCAAUUGAAGUCCUCAUGACACAACUGCCUUCGAACCUGGUCUUUUCGUGGUCCGAUUCAGUACUGGAUCUUUCAGCUAUUCAGGCCGCCCUCGAAGCGGAGUACUCUUGCCCGUUAGUGCCGAAUCUCGAUAUCACAAGGACUCCUUCGCCGUCUCUAUCAAGUUCUCCACUUUCCUCUUUGCGCAACUUUACACCAUCGCCUUCAGAAAUGACCAUGGAUCCAGCUGAUGCUUAUAACGAAUCGCCCUUGACUCCAGAACAUCCUGAAGAAGUAACGUCGUCUCCAAUUGGAGCUUCUCACGCCUUGGACAAGUACCCAUCAAGGAUGGAUAUGAAAUCUUUGCUGGCACCUCCUGCUGUUCCGGAUGCCAUAGCGACACCCACCCCGAAUGAUACAGGACAGCUUCGUGCAAAUUCUCUCUGCCUCCAGCUCUUUCCCGCUCAAAAUGUACAACAUAGUACUUCCCUCGCUGAAGAUAUCGCUCCCUUGGAUAUUUCGCAGGUUCCCGCUGCCUGUGACGACGAUCUGGAGAAGAAGGAAAAGAAGAAUCAGUCACGGAAGCUUUCUCGUGUCACAAUGGAAACUCGGAGUCGCAGGAAGAGGGCUGUUUCGAUGCGGGAAGAUAAAGAGAACCUGGACCUGGACAUUAUUCUGUAAACAAGGCGACGAUGCGUAUGCCGUCUCCUGCAACUGUUGCC